Syzygium oleosum is the source of this 829-nucleotide messenger RNA. RefSeq lists its product as uncharacterized. The record is from RefSeq and is a predicted model, not a curated record. The transcript has 10 exons. The annotation marks the transcript as partial. Lineage: Eukaryota; Viridiplantae; Streptophyta; Magnoliopsida; Myrtales; Myrtaceae.
UUUAAAAACAUCGUUUGUCCAGCGAAUUUCGAAAUUCAGAAACUUAAAGAAGAAACAGAGCAGAUGAUGACUGCAGGAGGUCAAAUAUGCUCUCAGAUAUUGGACAAACAGAGAAAGGGCGCUUCCUUGGAAUCUGAUUGUCGCACAUUGACACAGGCUUUGGAGCUAGUUCACCAAGAAAGAGUCAGGUUAUCGGCCAAACUAGUUGAGAAAAGCACUUACUAUGCCAAGGUUGCUGAGGAUAUAGCUGUCAAAUUCCAGCAGCUAAACCAAAUGGUCAAGGGAACAUUUGACGAAGAAAAGGUUGCAGCUGGAGCGGAUACAAUUAGGAGCCAUGCUCCAUGUACUGUGCACCGUGAGGUUAUGUGUUACAAAAACUUCCAUUGCGGUUUACUUUAUCUGAUAUCUAAUGCUGAUACCUUUGUAGCAAGAGGCAAAUCCAAUCACCUGGUUAUUGAUAACAUGAACAAUGAAGCAAGCAAGGAACUGAUCUUCAGUGUGGAUUCUGCGACAGCAAAACUUGACGAGAUUAAAAGAACAAAAGCUAACCUAGCUGCAGAAAAUUCUGCACGAAUUGAGCAAAUGAAAAGCCAGUCAAAUGAGUUCCAUGAAGAGCUAAGGGCAAUGGAUGUUAAGACCUUUGAAAAGGAACAAAAAGCUCUUUUAGCAGAUAUCGUUGGGGAAACCGAGUUCCUGCAGUCUCUGCAGAAUCAAAUCGAGAAACUGAAGGGAAUAUCACAGCUCGUGAAAUGCACCUGUGGACAGGAGUACAAGAUUGAGUUAGAUGCUUGUGUAUGAACAGGAAAAGAAAGCAGCCAGAACAUCGGAU